Molecule: messenger RNA, 1443 nt
Organism: Cicer arietinum (chickpea)
Lineage: Eukaryota; Viridiplantae; Streptophyta; Magnoliopsida; Fabales; Fabaceae
Source: RefSeq, a predicted model, not a curated record
GAGCGUCUUCUAUUUCUUUCUAUUGUGUUUCAAGUUUCAAUAUUUUUUUUGGUUCCGAAAUGGUUCACGUGUUUUUGAAAGGGAACAAGAAAAAUCUACACGAAGAGGAAUGAAGAAGAUGUUUGUUUGGUAUCAUCGAUUUGUGCUGUUCUUGCUGCUCACAAGGGUUUCUUCAACUUCAUCACUUUCAUACACUGAUAAUCAAUCAAUAUUAAUGGCGUAUUUGAGAGUCUAACACGUGUCCAACUCCGACAUGAUACUGUCACUUGGUCAUAUAGAUACAAAUACUGGAAGAGCACUGAAUCAGGAUCAGGGUGAUGAUCAUCAAAUACAUUGCUCUAGAGAAAGAAGUAGAGCAGCUUGGAAGAUCAUUCAAGAGUAUUUGACGCCAUUUGUAGAGAAAGAAAAAUAUAAUAUCUCAAGAACGUGCCGGCUUCACCCUGACAAUGACAUAUACAGAGAUCAGGAACAACAUAAAUCUCAUAUAGAUAUAAAUGAAUGGCAGUGUGGAUACUGUAAGAAAACUUUCUACGAAGAGAAACAUCUUGAUCAGCAUUUUGACAACAGACACUCCAAUUUACUUAAUUUGAAUGAAAGCCGGUGCUUAGCGGAUGUAUGUGGGGCACUGCACUGUGACCAUGAAAUGAAUUCUGGUUCAAAAAAAUCAAAGUGCAAUCCUGCUGCUGCAGCAAGAAAUAAACAUCUUUGUGAGGCCAUAGCCGACAGUUGUUUUCCAGUUAACGAGGGCCCUGCGGCGAGCCGGCUUCAUGAAUUAUUCUUGCACCAAUUCUGUGAUGCUCACAGCUGCACUGGAAGUGGGAAGCCUUUCUCCAGAGGGCGCAGGAAAAAGACGAAUGUGAUCUACAUCGUUGCCUCGAUUUUUCUUGUGAUGCUGCUGCUACUUUACUAUCUCUACAUUUAUUUAUAUCAGAGAGGAUUGAAAAGGGAAACUCAAAUGCUGAGGCGUAUAUCUCAAACCGGCCGAAAAAAGAAACCAUCUUAAUCGAUAUUCACUUUAGAAGCUCUCAACAUGAUUUUUCAGAAAGUAAAGGUGUACCUAAUGGAUUCAACUAGAACUGUACUGCAUUUGAAAAUCCAGUUUACACCUUUUCUGCUAUUUGGAAGUCAAAGUUGGAGGAAGAAAGUGGUCCACGGCUUCAAAAUCAUGUCUAUCUGUUUUGCGAAUUGUAAGCCGAACUCUUUGUAAACUUAGACUUUGUGAACACAAAAGGAAAUGCAUGAUUGGAUCCGCCUUGGUUGGCUAUUUUCAUUUGAUUGUGCAUGGCAUCACCAACAAGGGAAAAAAAUGUGGAUUGUAUUUCUUAAUUUUGUUUACCAAGUUGAUUAGAAAUCAUUUGUUAACAUUUUCACAUCCUACCUGUAUGUUUACAUCACACAUUCAGUUAUUUGCUUUAAGUAAAUUCUGAGAAUAUCCUUGCUAGA